Molecule: messenger RNA, 1214 nt
Organism: Rhodamnia argentea
Lineage: Eukaryota; Viridiplantae; Streptophyta; Magnoliopsida; Myrtales; Myrtaceae
Product: THO complex subunit 7A-like
Exons: 3
Coding region: 162-887 (241 amino acids)
Biological process (GO): mRNA export from nucleus; mRNA processing
Cellular component (GO): THO complex part of transcription export complex
Source: RefSeq, a predicted model, not a curated record
UCGUCCACCGUUUUCAUAGUUCGCUAUUCAGUCUUGUAAGCGCAGUGGGCUUCUUUAUCUCCUUGGUUUGUGCCCGGUCGUCUCAGCUCAGCCGAGUCGAAGGCUCACAGGGAAACAGUUCUAUUUCAGUAUUGGAUAGCCCAUCUGCUUCAGCUGGCUAGAUGUCUGCAAAGGGAAGGAAAGUUUCGGGGAGGGGGGAAACGAUGGCAGCAAAUUAUGCAUUUGGCCCUCUUGAAGAUGAUAUAAUCAUUAAGCAUAGACUAUUAACGCGAACUACAACAACAAGAGGUGAACCGCCGUUGAAGAAACUUCAAAAGAAAUUCACCUCCUUUGUCGUAGAAGUUGAGAAGGAUGAAGAUAACUAUGGUGAGUGUGAGAAAUUGUCUAGAGCCUUCUUACAGGAGCUUUCUACUUUUGAGAUUCCUCUUCUGAAGAGCAAGGCGGUUGUUGGUGCUAACGUCAGAGAGAAGGAUAAUUUCAAUGAGUUGAAAGAUGAGAUCAACAGGCAGAUUCUGCAGGCACAGACUGAUAUAGAAGAGCUGAAGAAGCAACUUGAGGAGAGUAAGAUUGAGAGGAAGCAUAAAGAGGAGUGUGAGGCAAUUAGAAAGUUGAUUGCUAUGCAGCCACCAAGAUCGGAGACACAGAAGAUCAUUACAGAGCUGGAGACAGAGAUUGCAGCUCUUGAGGCUGAGAAUACAGCAAGUUCAAGAAUGCUUGAGCUUAGGAGAAAGCAAUUUUCCUUGUUAUUGCAUGUGGUGGAGGAGCUACAGACUACUUUAGAGGAAGAUCAAAAGUAUUUGAUUGAGGAGAUGCGGAUUGCCGCAGAAGAACAGAAGAAUGGAUUGGAGGAUGCUAAUGGAGGCUCUGAAGCCAUGGUGGUUGAUUAAUGGGUAUGUUGUGCUGAUGCUGAAAAUAUAGUUGUGUGUACUCUGCCCAUUUUUCUUUUUUAAAUGGUGACUUGGAUUUAUUAGUGUGAAGAAAGACCUUUUGUUCAAUGUCAGUCCAUUUCUGCGGAGCGAGAAGGUUAGGAUUCAACGCCACAGCUUCUCAUUCAAUUCUUCUUUUCAUGUUUUGCCAGGUUGCUUUACAUGGCCAUGUUGCAAUGGCUUGAAAUGCAAGAUGUCCACAUUUUGUUGUAGACCCUUGAAUCUACUGCUGGUUUUAUCUGAGUUAAAAUACGUGUAAGCAUUAUGAGGUGAUCAUCAUUGAUUGAA